Molecule: messenger RNA, 2266 nt
Organism: Oncorhynchus mykiss (rainbow trout)
Lineage: Eukaryota; Metazoa; Chordata; Actinopteri; Salmoniformes; Salmonidae
Product: L-lactate dehydrogenase B-A chain
Biological process (GO): lactate metabolic process; pyruvate metabolic process
Cellular component (GO): cytoplasm
Molecular function (GO): L-lactate dehydrogenase (NAD+) activity
Source: RefSeq, a predicted model, not a curated record
CAGGGCAGGUGCACCAGAUGGAGCCUGUGUCAUUACAGACAUUUGGCAUCCGAUUAGUAAACCUAGAGCGUUGUCCGGUCAGAGUAAAGCAGGAGGAGGAGCCGAUUCUAGAGCUCUGUGCUGCUGUCACUGUCACAUUCUGUGGUGCACACUCGCUUUGGGCCUGCGUCACAUGCAUCCGAAUCUGUAGUGCUGCAGCUCAUCUACGGUAUUCCUCCUGACCUGACUGGAUAGAGGAUACGGUCGUUGUGUGAGGUGCUGUGGUUGCAGGGAGAACCCACUUUAGCUCUCUUCUGGUCUCGUCAGACAUGUUGAUUACAUGGUGGUAUUUAUAUAUUACAGCUCGGAGCAUCCUCCAACAAACAUUGAACAUGGCCUCUAUCCUUCAGAAGCUCUUGACCCCCCUGGUCAGUGGGAACCCGGAGCCACCCAGGAACAAGGUGACGGUGGUGGGGGUCGGACAGGUGGGCAUGGCCUGUGCUGUCAGCAUCCUGCUCAGGGAGCUAGCUGAUGAGCUGGCAUUGGUGGACGUGAUGGAAGACAAGCUGAAGGGAGAGAUUAUGGAUCUGCAGCACGGCAGCCUCUUCCUUAAAACACCCAAGAUAGUCGCAGGCAAAGACUACUCUGUGACGGCUAACUCUCGCAUCGUCGUGGUAACGGCGGGCGUACGUCAACAGGAAGGAGAGAGCAGGUUGAAUCUGGUUCAGAGGAAUGUCAACAUCUUUAAACGCAUCAUCCCUCAGAUCAUCAAACACUCCCCACACUGCAUCAUCAUCGUGGUCUCUAACCCAGUUGAUGUGCUGACCUAUGUGACCUGGAAGUUGAGUGGCCUGCCCAAGCACCGCGUCAUCGGCAGUGGCACCAACCUGGACUCCGCCCGAUUCCGUUACCUGAUGGCAGACAAACUGGGCAUCCACACUUCCAGCUUCAACGGAUGGAUUCUGGGAGAACACGGAGACACCAGCGUGCCUGUGUGGAGCGGAGCUAAUGUAGCAGGCGUUAACCUGCAGACGCUGAACCCUGACAUCGGUACUGAUGCUGACCGGGAGAACUGGAGGGAGAUGCACAAGCAGGUGGUCGACAGUGCCUAUGAAGUGAUCACGCUGAAGGGCUAUACUAACUGGGCCAUUGGCCUGAGUGUGGCUGACCUGACCGAGAGUCUGAUCAGGAACAUGAACAGAAUCCACCCUGUCUCUACCAUGGUCAAGGGCAUGUACGGGGUCAAGGACGAGGUGUACCUGAGUCUGCCGUGCGUCCUGAACGCUGGGGGCGUGGCCAGCGUGAUCAACAUGACCCUGACGGAUAAUGAGAUCGGCCAAUUAAAACAGAGCGCUGACACAUUGUGGGGCAUACAGAAGGACCUGACGGAUGUGUAACAGAACAACAGGGGGCGCCACACUCCACUCACCACCAGGCUGCAUCCCAAUAAUAUCUCCUUUGUCCUUAAGUGUGGACUCCUUCACAAUUUUCGAAUCUACAAAAUGUAUCUAAUCUUACCUAGAUUCACACAAUCCAAAAGCAUUGGAUCGCUGGAGGCAUGGGCCAGUGCGAGUUUACAUCAGUCAUUUCCUUUCAAAUCAAUGAAGGGAACUAGUGCACACUUCUGGAGGAAGGAUAGAUAUUUGGGACAGAGCCCCACUCUCCUGAUCACCUAUAACGUAUGCCACUUAGAAAACAAGUCGCUUUUAUCCAAAACGAAUUUCAGUACAGGGAAUGCAUAUAUUUUGAAUGUGUAUUUGUUUCCUGCGGUAAUUCCCUUCAUUCAUUUUAAAUGUUUGAACUCACACAUAAGUCGUUCUGGAUAAGAGUGUCUGCUAAAUGACGUAAGUGUAAAAUGUACCUGAAACUUUUCCAUUGCUAGCACUGCACUACACUCUUAACUGGGCUACACAGUAAAAAAAAAAAUACUCAACUUCCAAAAAUACACUGUCAGUGUCACUGCUCCCAUUUUACACUCUAGUACUGUUCUUAGCUUCCCUGUUAUCUGGGAGGGGGUUUGGGUCACCAUGGAAAUAGGAUCUAGUCCUUCUAUUUCUAUGUUGGUCUCAUGGGCACUUGGUUUGAGGGUUACUCAUGACUGCUUUACUGGAAAAGGGUCAGAUUACAGAGUAUUUGGGUUGGUGAACAGCACUAUUAAAAAUAACAUUUAUUCAGGUGUGCGAUCAGCAAAAGCUUCAGUCAUUUGUCCUUGUCAGAAUGAAGAGAAAUACAAUCUGUCAAUCAUGUUGUUUGAUGUGUAAAUGAAUAAAGCAAGAUUAUUUAUUGG